AUUUUGUGUGGGAAAUGUGGGUGGGAAUGCUUAGAAUUGCAUUGACUGUACCAAAACAGCCGUCGUAUCCUGCCUUCAAAUCUGUGCUUCUACAUGCAGUUCUGCGCUGAACUGAUCUGAGGGCGGGAUUACCUUCUUGCAACAUGGUGUUUUUGUACGAGGGAUAUUUUUGAGGCUGUAAUGCAAACUGGCUUCAGCAUCCCCAUCUAUAAUACUGCAAGUUAAAAAAGGAGGCUGCAUCUUUCCAGGUUACGGGGGGAAAAAAGAGUCCCCACCUUAGAUCUCCUCUCAGCCCAAAUCCAGCACUGAACUGCGUGCAGAAGUCUUGUGCUUCAACAAGCUGCAUACGAGUGCAUUGCUCACUUUAAAAUGGUUAAUAACUUUUUUUAAAAAUGGCAAGACGAGCUCUAAAAAGAAAAUAAAUCCUUUGUAGAGGGCUUGCUGUUGCCCAGUUACAGGGGACGGGGAAUCUCGAGUUUCUCCAGCUUUUUGUCCCCCUUGUGACGCUCGAAGCAAGCAAACAAAAAAGUUAGCCCAGAAGUGAGACGCUACGCACGAGUCUACUAUUACACAUCUAUGGCAGCAGCCGGUUGAGAGCGGAGUGCACCAUGGUUUUCAGAAGAGAGUGCUGUCUUUAACUACAGAAGAACAAGGAUUUCUUUGGGUUAUUCUGGAGUGAAAUUUGUUACCCAACAAGAGAAGUAAACCCUUUUAAAAGAUAGGCAGUUAUAGUAGAAUUCUGAAACAAACGACUGGAUUAGCUUCAUUGGCUUUCCUGCUUCUUUUGCAUCCCAAAGCAUAAACUUAAAUCGUCUCAGAAGGACAAGGUCCGCCAGUUUAUGGCAGUUACCCAGGCUGGUGAAAGGACUGCUAUAUACUGUUUAAUGCAGAAUGAGUGGAAACUAGAAGUGGCAACAGACAACUACUUCCAGAACCCAGACUUGUACUACAAAGAAUCCAUGAAAAUUUCAAUAGACAGAAAGAAAUUAGAACAAUUGUAUAACAGGUACAAAGAUCCGCAAGAUGAGAAUAAAAUUGGCAUUGAUGGGAUUCAACAGUUUUGUGAUGAUUUAAGCUUGGACCCUGCUAGUAUCAGUGUUUUGGUCAUAGCAUGGAAAUUUAGGGCAGCCACGCAGUGUGAAUUCAGCAAAAAAGAAUUUGUAGAUGGCAUGACAGAACUGGGGUGUGAUACUACGGACAAGCUAAAAACACUUUUGCCAAGGCUGGAACAAGAAUUAAAGGAUCCAAUGAAGUUUAAAGAUUUUUAUCAGUUUACCUUUAACUUUGCUAAGAACCCUGGACAAAAAGGUUUAGAUCUAGAAAUGGCAAUCGCAUAUUGGAAUUUAGUUUUAUCAGGGAGAUUUAAAUUUCUAGAUCUUUGGAAUAAAUUUUUAUUGGAGCAUCAUAAAAGAUCAAUCCCCAAAGAUACUUGGAAUCUUCUUUUAGACUUUGGAAAUAUGAUUGCAGAUGAUAUGUCAAACUACGAUGAAGAAGGAGCAUGGCCAGUUCUAAUAGACGAUUUUGUGGAAUACGCACGACCAGUAGUCACAGGAGGAAAACGUAAAGCUUCCUAACCAUAGACUCUUCUCAGUGGACUUAAUAAGUUUGCAGUCUGAACUGCAUCAGGUAAUGAAGACAUUUUGGCCAAUAACUGUGCGCACUGUCACUGGUUUCGAUAGUCGUGGUGGGAUGCCACUGACGAAACAGGAAUCAUUACUUCUGCUUCAAGAAAAUGAUGGCUGACUCAUGGACACUGCAAGAAGAAAUUCAGAAGAUAGCCCAGGCUGUUUGUAGGAUAUUGGCUUCAAUUAUUGUACUGGUUGUAUCAUAUAGGAUGUAGAUUUUGCAUGAUUUUAUACUUUGGAGAAGUUUAACUAGAGGCCAUUUUAGUAAAAGUUUUGACAGCACAGCAUGCCAUUCAGUUCAUGAACACCAGCAGUUACAUAAUUACAACUGUAUUAUAUUGUACUUAUAUUAAAAAGCAGUAUUUGUGGUAUAUAAAUUAAAUCCCUAAAUAAAGUAUGUGGUAUGUGGUAUUUUUAUAUGAAGUUAAAGCUGAUGAAAGAAUGCAGUGAAAUGUUUAUUGACACAUCUCUUCAGCAUGGUGCCAAGAUUCUAAAUUUAUGGAAAGGCCAAGCUGAACCAUUUUUUUAAAAAGCUUGAUUUCCUCAUUCCACACUGACCUUAUGGGAUUUUGUUUGUACUUGAUCAAUAACGAGGCAACCAAGUAUCUGUAUUGUGGCUGCUAAUAUUUUGAAUGUAGAGGAAACAUUCAAGAAUCAUUUGAUAUUUCAUGAUUGCCUAUUGAAUUUUCUAAGUAUAUUAUGUAUACGAUCUGGCUCAAGACCAUUUUAAGUUCCUCUGAUAUUAGUGGAAGCAAGGCAUACACAUGCUUAAUUCUCCCACUGAAAUCAAAGUCACUUAAAAAGUGCUUAAGUUCAUUUGAUUAUGUUGUUAUAUAUGCAGCAGUCUGAUAGUGAUUUCCAAAUCAUGGCCAAGAACUCAAGGUGAAUUGAUUGUCAACUCAUAGAUUAAGGACGGAAAAAUGCAUUGCGCCUUGACCUAAGGUGGGUUCCACAAAUGGUACCAGCAUCAUUUUAUAUUUUUUAAACAAUAUAGAUGCAAAGGAAGACAGGACUGUUGUGCCUCCUAUGUAGAAGGAGUGAUUUCAGCAGACAUAUCUUUCUCAGCCUGCAUGAUUUCCCUUCUUGAAUUUCCUCUUCUGUAUGACAGCUGAAGUUGCAGGAGCCCAUCUCUUCAUUGUAACUUGUUAUCCUAGAAAGAAUCAGAGGAAGGUGAACGUUUGCAAUAAAUAAAGUAAAUAAAUUAAA
Messenger RNA from Podarcis muralis (Common wall lizard), 2831 nucleotides. The record is from RefSeq and is a predicted model, not a curated record. NCBI's taxonomy places the organism in Eukaryota, Metazoa, Chordata, Lepidosauria, Squamata, Lacertidae.